AUGUCAUCCUCCCCCGUCCCCGCCGCCGCCGUCACCACAUCCCCCAAACCCCGCGAACCCGGCCACCCAAUCCCCCGAUUCACCGUCGACCUCUCCCAACCCCCGCACACCCGCUACGCCCACAUCGCCCCGCACUUCCGCGCCUCUCGGGGCCCCCGCCUCGGCUCCCUCUUACGAUCCCUCGCCCGCCUCCUCUUACGCCGCGUCUACUGCCCCCGGGAGACCGCCGAGCUGCGCGGCAUCUCCGCCGCCUCGGGCGUGCCUCUCCACCUCCUCGUCGCCUUCAACGUCUUGCUCGACGUGUUGCUCGGAUGCACCAGCGGCGGCAUGCGCGUAGCCUCGGGCCUCCCGCACAUUCACAACAACCCUACCAACGACAGCAACGGCAACGACGACGACGACGACGACGAUGAUUCUCGCAUCGUCCACCUCCGUACCCUGGACUGGGGCAUGGACCCCAUCCGCGCCCUCACCGUUGAACUCGACUUCGUCCGCCACCCAGGCGGGCCCGUCGUCGCCAGCACCGUCACCUACUUUGGCUACGUCGGCGUCCUCACAGGCGUCCGCAAGGGCCUGAGCCUCAGCCUCAACUUCCGCCCCAGGCACGACGUCUCCACCCCUUGGAAACGCCUCGCCUUCCGCUGGCACCAAGCCAUGGUCGUCCUCGGUUUCCGGCGCUCCAUCUCCAGCGUCCUCCGCCGCCUUCUCUUCGACGACGACGACGACGACGACGGCGACGACGACGACAAAGAGUCCGAGGGUUCACCUCCCGGCCUCUCCGAAUCCAAAGUCGCCGACGCCGACCACCUCUCCGGCACCCUCCACACCUCCCCCACCUUCCUCGCCGCCUACAACCACGACCGCGCCGACGAGGACCACCCGGACCGCCUCACCGACAUCGCCCACCACCUGGCCGAUGCCAAGCCUUCCUGCGCCAUGGCCGACCUCGUCACCUAUUCUCUCGAGCGCAAGGCCCGCCUCGACGCCCUCUGGACCGCGAGCGCCAACCCUGGCUCCGCGUCUCGCUCUCAGCGUAGCCGUCCCCGCGGCAGGGACAUGCCCCCUCGCGCGGCGACGGGCACAGUGACCUUGGCCGACGUCCUGAGGCUCAUCAAGGAUCCGGAAAUUAGAAACGACGAGACGCAUUAUGCCGCCGUGAUGGAUCCCGCAACGGGCGAAAUCCUGUGGAGUCGGGCAUACGACGUUGACGACUUUCCUUAG
Messenger RNA from Parascedosporium putredinis, 1221 nucleotides. The record is from the annotation of a GenBank genome assembly. NCBI's taxonomy places the organism in Eukaryota, Fungi, Ascomycota, Sordariomycetes, Microascales, Microascaceae.